GCAAAAGCCACGAGGCGCAGCUGCGGGUCUUUUUCCGCGAGAAACGCUCUUUUGGUCGAGUGACUGUUUCAAGACACGUGGAAACACUGAAAAACCAUGGAUAAACCCGUCGUUUUGGCACGUGUAAUCAAAGUCUUGGGCCGUACUGGAUCCCAGGGACAAUGUACACAAGUAAAAGUCGAGUUUUUGGGUGAACAGAACCGACAAAUCAUCAGGAACGUUAAAGGCCCCGUUCGAGAAGGCGACCUUCUAACCCUCCUAGAGUCUGAACGUGAAGCUAGGAGACUUCGAUGAGGCGUUUUUUACCUUCUAAGAAACACAAAACUUCCAUUCCGAAAAAAAUUUUGUUACCAGGAUAUUUUUUUGGAAUGGUGGGAAGGCGGUUGUCUGCUUUGAAAAUUCUAGAAUCGAAACAUGCUGAAUAUCUUCGAUGCUCCACAUUUCUAACAUAAUCUACUUCAUCUUGUGAUGCAUUUCAAUGGAUGUAAAGAAUAAACAUUGCUAGUAAACUGCCAA
Molecule: messenger RNA, 516 nt
Organism: Belonocnema kinseyi
Lineage: Eukaryota; Metazoa; Arthropoda; Insecta; Hymenoptera; Cynipidae
Gene: RpS28b
Product: 40S ribosomal protein S28
Exons: 2
Coding region: 97-294 (65 amino acids)
Biological process (GO): ribosomal small subunit assembly; translation; maturation of SSU-rRNA
Cellular component (GO): ribosome; cytosolic small ribosomal subunit
Molecular function (GO): structural constituent of ribosome
Source: RefSeq, a predicted model, not a curated record